UAAGACGUCUUGCGAGACGAGAUUCGAAGCUAAAACCGCGCACACAUACCGCGAGGUCGGGAAUUACGAACGAAAACGUCGGUUAAGUGAGGCACGUCUUGUGUUUUUUUAAUCCUUUUUCUGUCGUGCUAGUGAAAGGUGACCAGCGCUGGUAGAACCGUGCAAAAAUAAAAAAGCGCGUCAUAUUGUUCGCGUCGGGACCGACGAACGAGUGCGUGAAGAUUUCAGUCAACGUAGGUCGGACGAUUUUGCGGUUGCGCUAAGCGUACCUCAAUUUUAGCCUACUUCGACCGGCGAACACGGCGCCCGUCCAGCGGCGGUUGGUUAUUAAGCGGGCAUAAUUCAACGCGCUUCACGUUCGAGAAAGUUCCACCAUUUUUUUGCUGGUUUUCUCUUGGUGCGCUAAGAAAAAGUUAAACUUAACGAAAGAUCAAGGACGAUCAACCGGCAUUCUUGGACGGAACGAGCAAAAGGCGAAUCAGCACCCGAAAGCGAGACUCCGCGAACGUGUAGGCUGCCAUAUUCCGGUGGUGGAAGGAAGAUUUGGAGCACCCUGUGUGAAAUCUGACAAAAUGAAGGCAAAUCGUCCGCUUCUGCCGGUGCUGCUGUUCGGGCUGGUGAUGACCGUCCUGCUACCGGCGACCGAGGCCUGCAGUUGCCUCCCGCAACAUCCACAGACGGCGUUCUGCGACUCCGAGUACGUGAUCGUCGCGCAAGUGUUGCGCAAGACUGCGUCGAAGAACUACCUGGAUGCAUACAAGAUUGCUAUCAAGAAAGAGUACAAGAUGAGCGAGGAAGCACGGAAGCUGCUGCGUAACGGAAAGCUGUACACGGCGUCGCAGAGCUCGCUGUGUGGCGUCACCCUGGAGCCGAACAAGCUGUACGCGAUCGCGGCCAACACCGACCAGGUCGGCCUGUGCGACUACAUCCGCCCCUACUCCGACCUGACGAUCGUCGAGAAGCGCGGCCUGGCCGGCAUCUACCGCAAGGGCUGCCGGUGCCAGAUCUGGCCGUGCUUCGCGCCCAAGUGUAACCCGCGCGUCGGUGGCUGCAACUGGUCGCCCUUCUCGACCCGGGGCGACUGCGAGACGAGCUACGGAUCGUGCGUGCCCGCCGGCCGCACCCAGGAGGACGGUACGCCGAUCAAGUGCCACUGGCGUCGGUCACCCCGCUACGGCCAGUGUAUGGCCAAAAACGAAGGCCAGUAGGCGGAGCGGGCUUUUGCAGAUGAGAUCGGUCGAUCGGUUGUUACGUUGAGCGUUUACUACUUUAUGAUUCACACUGUACGUUUCCAACCCUCCAGCGCGUUGGAGUGUCCCCCGCGAGGGGGCGCUCCCGGUGGGGAGGGUUUUUAUUUAUCGACACAAAUCUAUUGGACGCACAGGGGCAACUGUGCGUGUAUUUACUCGCGUCAAAUUGUAACGAGUGCGUGUAAAUUUAUUCCGCUCCGAUCCGGUCGCUCGGUUUGAAGCGGCCACGGACGGCACAUUGCGAGUGUAUGGCAAAGCUUAUUUUUGUUAAGUACAAAUUAUGAUUAGCAGAAUACACAAAGAGAAGAGAUAACACUAGUAGCACUAAGGGAAGGCAGAGGCGGAGAGUUGUCGUGUGAGUUGAGAUGAAGGAGAGUCGAAUCGGAAAUGCAUCGUAUUGGAUAUAAUCGUUAGUGGAGUCGAGAGGAGAUAUCUUUUUUGGUAAAUAAAUUAUCGAAUGUGAAAGUCAACCGGA
Anopheles coustani is the source of this 1725-nucleotide messenger RNA. RefSeq names its product tissue inhibitor of metalloproteinase (gene Timp). Gene Ontology annotation, cellular component: extracellular matrix. The transcript is spliced from 4 exons. The coding region runs from base 573 to 1208 and encodes 211 amino acids. Lineage: Eukaryota; Metazoa; Arthropoda; Insecta; Diptera; Culicidae. Gene Ontology annotation, biological process: negative regulation of endopeptidase activity; negative regulation of membrane protein ectodomain proteolysis. The record is from RefSeq and is a predicted model, not a curated record. Gene Ontology annotation, molecular function: protease binding; metalloendopeptidase inhibitor activity.